GUUGGGGAGGCUGGGAAGUGACGCCAUGCAAAUAAACACGCUAUCCCCGGGGUGACGCACGGACCCACUGGGGGUUUCAGAACACCAAACGCGACUUCGCCAACAUCAACCUAUGGCCAGCGCAUGAUCAGGGAAUUCGUGGCAUGAAGAACAGGGAUCGCAUAAUAUAUACCGCGCCUGGCCUGGCGCUUUGCACGGCUUGCAUCACUCAAUCCUCACAGCAGCACGCCAACGGCCCUCAUCAUGGAUCCUUUCUACGAUGUAUCCUGCCUUCGAAUUCAAAGGCGGACGGUAAGCAUGCGUCGGCUGAUGAACUUCCGUGGGCAGAAAGGCCUCUUUACCUAUUGGUGAGUUGGCAUGGCCUGACACAACUCAUCUCCGGACGGUCCAGCUUCUCGAGAUGUGAACAGUCAUCUUCAUUGACCUCGCCUCGCUCUGUAGAGUACCUGCGGUGCGUCGAAGGAGUGUCCGAGAUAGUGGGCUGAGAUUCUUUCGUGAGGGAGUACUACAUGCCUGCUACAAAGAGACAUGACAAUGAGGCCAAUGAACUUAAGUGCUAGUAGGAGUAGUUGGGCAUGGCAGGCGCGAAUAGCUCCUUAUUGUUCUUGCACGAGAGUC
Molecule: messenger RNA, 618 nt
Organism: Paraphaeosphaeria sporulosa
Lineage: Eukaryota; Fungi; Ascomycota; Dothideomycetes; Pleosporales; Didymosphaeriaceae
Exons: 1
Coding region: 144-485 (113 amino acids)
Source: RefSeq, a predicted model, not a curated record